GGCCUUGUGGUGAUAAAGAUUCUUAGACAGAUACACUAACUAAACACAGUCUUUCGACCAAAAAAAAAGCAGUCUUGAGUUACCAAAAUGAAUCAGAAUGGCCCAAGUCAAUUGUGACUUUUUGAGUCUUUCUUUACUCUGGAGUCCCUGGUUGGGACCCAAACCUGAGCAUGCUUCUUCUUUGUGGAAAGUAACCAUCAUUGAACUUGGUGCUGCAUUCACAUCUAUAACCUGUUCUAUACUAAAGAAAAGAAAGCAACAAAACCUAUAACCUUUCUACAUUUUUCUUUCAUGUUUUUAGAGAGGCUGCGGAGUUAGAGCCAACCAAAAAAAAAAAACAUGAUCUGGGACUUCAUCUGGAUGUUGGUUUUCACCUUGUGUUACUGCUCCUUGGUGCACAGCUUGAACAAUACUGCCAGUGAGUCGAUAAAUUCUCAGGUUCAAGAUUUUGCUUUCAGGUCAAUGGCAAGACACCGGCAUCAAACUGGUGCUCUGUACGAUACUCUUCUUCCGCGGAACCUAUCUGGUAUGGAUGUUUCAGUAGUUCGUCUGAGAAGCCGGAGGCUCUGGAAUGAAGGUGCUAACUUUAGCUACUUUCGGAUCCCGUCAAGAACAGUUGCUAUCCCGCGUGUCAGGAGGGUGGCUAUUGCAUACCAGAACUUAGGUAACUGGUCUUCCCACUUCUACAAUUUGCCAGGUUACUCACUCAUCUCUUCUGUUGUUGGCUUCAUGGUUUUUGAUGCAUCAAAUGUAAGGGAUAAAAGUUUCAAAAAUCUCACUCUCAAUACAAUGGGGCAACCUAUAUCUAUUCAAUUCCCAAAUGUAAAAUUUAUGAGUGGAAUCAACUCAAAGGCUAGAUGUGUGGCUUUCUAUGGAAAUGGAACAUUUCAACUCACUAUGAUGAGCUCCCCUGGUGUAUGCCACUCAAGAGACCAGGGUCAUUUUUCAGUUGUUCUUCCAUUGGAGAAGAAGCGGCGACGGUGGUAUAUUUGGGUGAUUGUGUGUGUGCUUGGAAUUUUUGGUUUGAUAAUUUUAGGUUAUGUGGGAUUUUCAUCCAUGAGACUUCUCAAGACCAAAAAGAUUCAAGCCAUGGAAAAACAAGCUGUUGAGGACAUGGUUUUUGAAAGCAGAUGGGUCGGCGAUAGUAAAAUGCCUUCUGCAACAGUUACAAGGACUCAGCCGGUUCUUGAGAGCAUUGCUCCGUAAACCAUUAUGUUUUCUCGUUAUCGUUUUUUUUUUUUUUUUGCCAGUGCAUAUAUUACAAGGUUUGUUCCUUCUCAACAAUGAAGAAAGCAUUUGUAUUUUGAUCAUAAAUGAAGGAUUGUCUUCCUAGUUCCUAGAUAUUUCAAGAAUGACUCUUAUUAUUAGUCUCAUGUACUUACCUAAUUGUUUGAAAUAUGUUCUAUACCAAGGGCAUGAAUUGCCACAAGGAACACAUUACUAGCAAUCUUUGUGUUAGGUCAGUCCAUGCAAAGCUUUGCUCUGACUUUAAAUGGCACUCCGCUAGUAGAUAGUGGAAUUGAUUCCCUUGGAUUAGUCGGUCGCAAGACCGGAUACUAAGCUUUAAAAAAAAACAUUACUUACCUUUUUCUCAAUCGCAUGAAGCAAUUUGCAUUUGUUAAUUAGUCUCAUAGAACUGUAAAAGUCUAAGCAAUUUAUCUUUAAUAAAUAAAUGAAGGGGGAGAGGUGCGUAAACUCCAA
Molecule: messenger RNA, 1701 nt
Organism: Vicia villosa (hairy vetch)
Lineage: Eukaryota; Viridiplantae; Streptophyta; Magnoliopsida; Fabales; Fabaceae
Exons: 1
Coding region: 340-1206 (288 amino acids)
Cellular component (GO): membrane
Source: RefSeq, a predicted model, not a curated record